This is a messenger RNA of Macrosiphum euphorbiae (potato aphid), 1881 nucleotides long. The record is from the annotation of a GenBank genome assembly. Lineage: Eukaryota; Metazoa; Arthropoda; Insecta; Hemiptera; Aphididae.
AUGCAAACCAUCAAGAUGAGAGGUCGCCCUCCAAAGGCAAAAUCAACAUGUACUAUGUGCAAUGACUCAAAGCAUCCUUUAAAUUACGUAUUACCUACACAAAAUGGAAAAAAAGAAUUUUGCUCUGUCAAUUGUCUUACAGAAUUUCGAAAAGAAUACGUAAAGAACGGAUGUGCAAAUUGUGAUAAUAUAAUUAAAGGCUCUCCAGUUAAACAAGAAAAACAAGAAAAUCAAGAUUCUACACCCAAAAACUUUUGUUCAACUGCUUGUUUAAACAAACACCAAAGGAAAGAACAAACCAAAAAAACUGUAUUUGGAGAUGUUCAAGUGGAAAAUCCAUUUUCUGCCCACGGUAAUCCAGUAUUUGAUUGGGAUAAUUAUCUUAAAGAAACAUCAAGCACAGCAGCUCCUACUUAUUGUUUUAAACAGCAUGAAGUAUCUCCGGAAAAUGAAUUCAAACCAAGUAUGAAAUUGGAAGCAGUGGAUCCUCGAAACAUAACAUCCAUGUGCAUUGCAACUGUCAUAGGUGUUGUUGGCCCCAGAAUACGUCUUCGUCUAGAUGGUGGAGAUAAUAAAAAUGAUUUUUGGCGAUUAGUUGACUCUUCAGAAUUAAAACCCAUUGGUUAUACAGAAAAAAAAGGCGGGAUGUUACAACCCCCACUUGGUUUUCGUAUGAAUGGUUCACUAUUUCCUAUGUUCCUAUUGAAGACCCUAAAUGGAGCUUUAUAUUCUCCCGAUACUGCUUUUAAAUCUGAACCAGAUACUCCUACUGACAAUUUAUUUAAAGUUGGUCAAAAAAUUGAAGCUGUUGAUAAAAAAAAUCCACACCUAAUUUGUGUGGCAACUAUUGGUGAUGUUAAUAAAAACAAUAUAUUUGUUACAUUUGAUGGAUGGAGAGGUGCAUUUGACUAUUGGUGUUCAUUUGAUUCUAGAGAUAUAUUUCCAGUGGGAUGGUGUGUAAAAAGUGGCCACCCACUUCAGCCACCUGGUCAUAAAGGAUCUCGCUAUUCAGGAAGUAGACCUAAUAGUGCACAGUCUUCAGCAAAUGUGAAACAAAGUUUUAAUGAUUCUAUAAAUUUAACUCCAGAUAGUGCAAGUGAUCUAGAAGCUGGUAUCCAAGAAUCAUGUUCUGUAUUUAUAAACCAUGAGUGCAAGUGUGGCCCAUUUAUGGAUUCUUCCAAAUUGUUUGAACUUCCUAAGCAAUUAGGACCUGGAUUAGUGCAAAAAGUUUUGAAAGACACUAUACAACAUUUAGUAAACACUGCACAUGAUAUUCAAUCAGUUACGACAUUGAUGAAGAAACAAGGUGAUAGUACAUGUACAAUAACAGCUACAUAUGAAGGGAAAUCCAGGGUUUUUAAGUUACCAAAAAUUGAGAAGACAGAUGAGUUCUGGGAUUAUAUCAGAACUCUGUUAGAAGAUCUGUCAUGCUGCAAAAAUUUGUUAAGUCCCGCUUUAAAUGUUUGCUCCGAGUGUAAACUAGAAAAGAAUGUGAACGAAGUAAUAAAAAAUGAUAAUAAAAGUAUAAAACGACAUGGUUCACCAGAAAGUUCAACUCCUGAUGAAGUAACAGUAGUAACAAAAAAACCAUGUACAACUGAACCUGAAAUGGAAGCUGCAUCUUCUACAACUCCAACUGAAGGGCCUAUAAGAUUACCUGUAGACCCUGCAGAAUGGUCUGUAGAAGAUGUUAUUCAACAUAUAAACUGUAUAGAUUUACAGUUAAAUACAUUUGCUGAUCUUUUUAGAAAACAUGAAAUUGAUGGAAAAGCCUUACUAUUAUUAAACUCUGAUACAAUGAUGAAAUACAUGGGACUUAAAUUAGGACCUGCCUUAAAACUUCAAAACGUAAUCAAUAGAUUAAAACCCCGACGGAGAUAA